Eutrema salsugineum is the source of this 844-nucleotide messenger RNA. Its product is annotated as acyl carrier protein 4, chloroplastic. Bases 159 to 581 code for a protein of 140 amino acids. Lineage: Eukaryota; Viridiplantae; Streptophyta; Magnoliopsida; Brassicales; Brassicaceae. The transcript has 4 exons. Gene Ontology annotation, biological process: fatty acid biosynthetic process. The record is from RefSeq and is a predicted model, not a curated record. Gene Ontology annotation, molecular function: phosphopantetheine binding; acyl carrier activity.
CCACAAAACGGAAGAAUCGUGCUUGCAUCUCACAAAAACGACACCGUAUCUCUCCAACAAAAAGAUUCAUCUUCAUAAGAGAUUACACCUUAUCCAAUUUGUGGUUGCAUUAGGAGAAGCCAUUUUUUCUUUGUGACUCGGAACUUUCAUCUCUUUCAAUGGCUUCCCUAUCUACCACUUCCCUAAGCUUCAAAGCUCCGUCCAUACAAUCAACCAGAAUUUCUCAGGUGUUGAGGAAAGCCUCGAGUUUUCAAUCUAUCUCCUUUGGUCGUUUCCAUUCGUCAAAGAGCCUUCGUCUUCAAAUCAGUUGUGCAGCAAAACCAGAGACAGUGCAGAAAGUGAGUGACAUUGUAAAGGAACAAUUGGCUUUGUCCGCCGACACUGCGCUCACUGCCGAGUCCAAGUUCUCUGCUCUUGGCGCCGAUUCUCUCGACACCGUGGAGAUAGUGAUGGCUUUGGAGGAAAAGUUCAACAUAAGUGUGGAGGAAUCUGAUGCUCAGAACAUUACGACGAUUCAAGAGGCGGCUGAUUUGAUCGAGGAUCUUGUUCAAAAGAAACCGGCAACUUCCGAAGCUUCCUAAACUCUCCCGGUUUAACACCAACCGGUACAUCAAACCGGACGGCUGUCUCUUUUCUCUUUUUUCUUUCUGACCUUUCUUGGUUUCAGAGCAUUUUAUUUUGGUAUAUUAGACUGUUUGUUAUUAUUAUUUUUUUCCAUCUUCUGGAAGCUAAGAUUGAAUGUUGACAAUGAGACUACAUUGUGGUACGUUGAGAUUGAUUCUUUGCGGUGAUUGGUCGUCUUUUAUGACGAAUAUAUAAAAACAUAAAAUGUGUUUUGUGUCAC